Messenger RNA from Scylla paramamosain (green mud crab), 2280 nucleotides. Its product is annotated as beta-1,4-glucuronyltransferase 1-like. The record is from RefSeq and is a predicted model, not a curated record. NCBI's taxonomy places the organism in Eukaryota, Metazoa, Arthropoda, Malacostraca, Decapoda, Portunidae. Bases 173 to 1537 code for a protein of 454 amino acids. The transcript is spliced from 7 exons.
CAUCAGAUCAACAGCUGUGAGGUAAACCAUCACUCGCUCUCUCACCGUCGCGGAGAUAAGAUUGGUCUUCAGCCCCUCUCGUCCUUUGCUCUUCAGUAUCGUUUCCUUCACACAUCACCGCCCUCUAUUCUCAUCAAGAAGUUUGCUUGACUCAUCAGGAGUGCUGCCAUUGAUGACGUUGCUGCGCGUGGCGUUGACGCGGGGCCUCCUGGUGUUCAACGUUAUGUUGGUGCUGUACCUGGGCCUCACAUGGAUCUCCACGCCUAGCCACCAUUCGUCCUCCGCCAGGGACGUCAUAAACUUCUCCCUCCCGGCCGCCAUCCACUACCUGCACAAUAGCAUCAGUGUCUUCGAGAACUUCAAAAGUGGAAAACCAGAAGCGACGCCUGUGGUUGAUCCUCCUGACCCGCCACUGGACUCCCUAGAGCGCAAAAUGUUCCCAGACCUGAAGGAGUGCACCACGAUGCCGCUGCGACCGUUCUGCCAGCAACGGGGCGACUUCUGGGUCUUGGAGAAUUACCUGCCGGCGGUGAUGUCGUUCCGGUGUGACGAGUCCAUCACGUUCACUACCCAUGGUGACUACACCUUCCUCGACAACCUUAUACCAAUCACGUCCCGCUGGAAGGGCCCCGUGAGUAUGGCUAUGUAUGCGCCUGGUGAUGACUUCAACGCCACGAUCAACACCAUCCUGUAUCUUCGUGACUGCUGGGCUGAGGACAUCAAGAAGUACGUCACCUUCCACUUCUUCUUCGAGGCCAAACACACGCCCGUGAAGAUCCCGUCCACGGAAGAGCUGCUCAAGAUGGAGACGAACUGUGAGCAGAAGCCGCCUCUCUGGAUCAACGUCACCACUUACAGACAGCAGAAUAACCUACUGUACCCCGUGAAUGUGGCGAGGAACACCGCCAGGCUGGCAGCGCAGACCUACUUCGUGUUCCCAUCAGACGUGGAGCUGUACCCGUCCAUCAACUUCAUCCCCGAGUUCUUUCGCAUGUUGAAGCGUCCGGACAUUUCCAACACCACCAAUCCUCGGGUGUUCGUUUUGCCUGUCUUCGAGGUGCAGAAAGGUGCUGCAGUGCCCGAAACGAAGAAAGAACUGGUCAGGCUGUUAAACAGGAGGCAUGCGAUUACAUUCCACAAACACAUCUGUGCAAAUUGUCACAUUAUUCCCAGAUACCAAGAAUGGCUCAAAGAUCCCAUUAAGCCUGGGCUGAGUGCUUUCCACGUGGGCAAGCGUUAUCCGCCAUUCGAUAUAUGGGAACCGAGAUACGUGGGCACCAACAAGGAACCCGUGUACGAUGAGCGGCUCUCCUGGGAAGGCAUGACUGACAGGAUGGUUCAGAUGUUCUUCCUGUGCUUACUGGACUACGAGUUUCACAUCUUGGACAACGCGUUCGUGGUGCAUCGGCCGGGCAUCAAGAAGCAGAUUUCGAGCCCCAUGCGCGACAUAUUGGUGGAAAAGCAGACUGCCAUGAUCGAGAAAAUUAUUCCAGAGUACAAAGCAAUAUUCGGUGUUCGGAAGGGAUGUCGCAUAUGAGAGAGAGAGAGAGAGAGAGAGAGAGAGAGAGAGAGAGAGAGAGAGAGAGAGAGAGAGAGAGAGAGAGAGAGGUGGGGGGGAGGUGGGGGCAGUGGGUAGCGCGCCCGAUUCACACAUGGGAGGCCUCGUGUAGCCCCUGUUCACCUAGCAGUGUUUAGGUACCUGGUGUAAGUCGGGAGUUGUGACCCGCUGCUAAAGUCUGAAUACAAAAAUACACACGGGAUGGCCCAGGAAGUAGUCUACUAGGUUGACCAGCGUCAUCUGGCAGCCACAGUAUCAAAUUGUAAGAUAUUUCCACAGGUUUAGAUGUAUACUUAAGAUGUAGUACGUAUGAUAGUAAUGUAUGUUAGUAUUUAAGUAUGUAACACGUGGAUUUUCAGCUAUAAGGCUGCAAGAUUUAUAAACCGAUCAUUAUUAUUUUAUUAUUAUUAAAGACAGACAGUCAAAUUAACAACAGUAACAGCAUCAGCAUCGGCAGCAGCAACAGCAACAGCAACAACAACAACACAGACAAACUCCAUGCACUACAUCAAUGACAAUAACAUCAACAUAAAAAAAAAGAAGGAAAAACAGGAAACCAUUGAAAAGAAUCACUAUACAGCCUCGCCCACGCAAAACAACAAAAAAAGGAGUCUAUGUAUUGCAUGAGAGAGAGAGAGAGAGAGAGAGAGAGAGAGAGAGAGAGAGAGAGAGAGAGAGAGAGAGAGAGAGAGAGAGAGAGAGAGAGAGAAAAAAAAAAAUGU